Messenger RNA from Meriones unguiculatus (Mongolian gerbil), 6845 nucleotides. It is a transcript of the gene Ccnt1, whose product is annotated as cyclin T1. The record is from RefSeq and is a predicted model, not a curated record. Gene Ontology annotation, cellular component: cyclin/CDK positive transcription elongation factor complex; nucleus. The coding region runs from base 115 to 2286 and encodes 723 amino acids. The transcript has 9 exons. Lineage: Eukaryota; Metazoa; Chordata; Mammalia; Rodentia; Muridae. Gene Ontology annotation, biological process: positive regulation of DNA-templated transcription, elongation; regulation of transcription by RNA polymerase II. Gene Ontology annotation, molecular function: cyclin-dependent protein serine/threonine kinase activator activity.
UCCUGGAGGAAGUUCGUCACGUCGCGGUUGUCUCGCACAGCGGAUGUGUGUCGCCGCUUAGGUGACGCUGGGAAGUGCUCGCAGCCCCCGCCGCUGCCUUUCGGUGGAAGCACUAUGGAGGGAGAGAGGAAGAAUAACAACAAACGGUGGUAUUUCACUCGAGAACAGCUGGAGAAUAGCCCUUCGCGUCGUUUCGGCGUGGACUCAGAUAAAGAACUCUCUUACCGCCAGCAGGCGGCCAAUCUACUCCAGGACAUGGGACAACGUCUUAACGUCUCACAACUGACCAUCAACACUGCUAUAGUAUACAUGCACCGAUUCUACAUGAUUCAGUCAUUUACACAGUUUCAUCGAUACUCUAUGGCUCCAGCAGCCUUGUUUCUAGCAGCGAAAGUGGAAGAACAGCCAAAAAAGUUGGAACAUGUCAUCAAAGUAGCACAUACCUGCCUGCAUCCGCAGGAGUCACUCCCUGACACGAGGAGUGAGGCCUACCUACAACAAGUUCAAGAUCUGGUGAUUUUAGAGAGCAUAAUUUUGCAGACCUUAGGGUUUGAACUAACAAUUGAUCACCCACAUACACAUGUGGUAAAGUGCACCCAGCUUGUUCGGGCAAGCAAGGAUUUAGCACAGACAUCUUACUUCAUGGCAACCAACAGCCUGCAUUUGACCACAUUUAGCCUGCAGUACACACCUCCUGUGGUGGCCUGUGUCUGCAUCCAUCUGGCUUGCAAGUGGUCCAACUGGGAGAUCCCAGUCUCAACUGACGGGAAGCACUGGUGGGAGUAUGUUGACGCCACCGUGACCUUGGAACUUUUAGAUGAACUGACACAUGAAUUUCUACAGAUUCUGGAGAAAACUCCCAGCAGGUUGAAACGCAUUCGGAAUUGGAGGGCUUACCAGGCUGCCAUGAAAACCAAACCAGAUGACCGAGGAGCAGAUGAAAACACGUCAGAACAGACAAUCCUCAAUAUGAUUUCUCAGAGCUCUUCAGACACAACUAUUGCUGGCUUAAUGAGCAUGUCAACUACGUCUACCACAAGUGCAGUGCCUUCCCUUCCUGGGUCUGAAGAGUCAUCCAGCAGUCUAGCGAGUGUGGAGAUGUUACAAGGCGAGCGAUGGCUGUCUUCCCAGCCUCCUUUUAAAGCAGAGUCUUCUCAGGGGCAUCGGACUAGUGAGAACUUGGCACUUAGUGAGCAUUCCUUGCAACAUGAUGGUUCAAAUGCAUUUGUUUCCCAGAAGCAGACUAGCAAGAGCGUGCCAUCAGCUAAAGUUUCACUUAAGGAAUACCGUGCAAAGCACGCCGAAGAGCUGGCUGCUCAGAAGAGGCAGCUGGAGAAUAUGGAGGCCAAUGUGAAGUCACAAUACGCAUAUGCUGCCCAGAACCUCCUGUCUCAUGACAGCCAUUCUUCAGUUAUUCUGAAAAUGCCCAUUGAGGGCUCAGAAAACCCUGAACGUUCUUUUCUGGAAAAGGCUGACAAAUCAGCUCUGAAAAUGAGACUCCCAGUGGCUAGUGGAGAUAAAGCAGCCUCUUCGAAACCAGAGGAGAUAAAAAUGCGCAUUAAAGUGCACUCUGCAGGUGAUAAGCACAAUUCUGUAGACGACAGUGUUGCCAAGAGCCGGGAGCACAGAGAGAAGCACAGGACUCACCCAUCUAAUCAUCACCACCAUCACAACCACCACCCACAUAAGCACUCUCACUUACAGCUGCCGGUCGGGACUGUGAAUAAGCGCCCAGGUGAUCCCAAACACAGCAGCCAGACAAGCACCUUAGCACACAAAAGCUACAGCUUGUCCAGUACUUUGUCUUCUUCGAGCUCUGCUCGGAAAAGGGGUCCCCCGGAGGAGCCGGGGGCUGCAGUGUUUGAUCAUCCAGCCAAGAUUGCCAAGAGUACUAAAUCUUCUUCCUUGAAUUUUCCCUUUCCUCCUCUUCCUACAAUGACCCAGUUGCCUGGGCAUAGCUCAGAUACAAGUGGCUUGCCCUUCUCACAGCCUAGCUGUAAAACUCGAGUUCCUCAUAUGAAACUGGAUAAAGGCCCUCCUGGGGCUAAUGGUCACAACACAACUCAGUCAAUAGAUUAUCAAGAUACUGUGAAUAUGCUCCACUCCCUGCUCAGUGCCCAAGGUGUUCAGCCCACUCAGCCCCCUGCGUUUGAAUUUGUCCAUUCUUAUGGUGAAUAUAUGAAUCCGAGAGCUGGUGGCAUCUCCAGAUCUGGCAAUACAGACAAACCUCGACCACCACCCCUCCCGUCAGAACCACCUCCACCUCUUCCACCUCUUCCUAAGUGAAAAAAAAAAAAAAAAAAGAAAAAAAAAGAAAAAAAAAAAAGAGGCAAAAACUUAAACAAAAAACACCUUUCUGUUUUUUUGUUUUGACUACUGAUACUGGACUACGAAAAUUACAUCCCUUAUGAAAUAUGUCACCCUUGGACUAAGGAAUAAAUUGCUAUUGAGACAGGUGGGAGGGUGGUGGAGGGCCUCGGUUAUUAUAUCUGCUGCCUCAUACAUCUAUUUUAUUAUAGCUUGUACUGGUGUCAGAGGUAAGAUUAAUGUUGAAGCUGUGAAGGAUUAAGAACACUUUGUCUGUUCUCGGCCUCUCCUCAUCCUGAGUAGGUUGGUUGGAGUAGCUAUCUUCCCUCUUCUUGCCAGAACUGAAAUGUGGAGGGUAUAAUUAAGCAGUUGUGGAGUCUUUUGGUGUUUAACAUAUCAGAAGAGAGGAAGUAUUUAAACGUCAAAUCUUUAAGAGACUUUUAAAAAUAAUUUAAAGAAAGUAAGUUAUCUGUUUAGUUUUUUUAUAUAAUCGGGAAGGGAAAGGUAUUUGCUGUGUUUAUGAGGAGCACAGCAAUGACCGAUGAGGGUAGGGGUUGGAGGGUGGGAGUGUGUGCAGGGAGGGUGGGAGGGAGGCUUUUGGCCAAGAGUGAAAUAGGCUCAGGCCACUUGAAGUAUUGAGACCGCGCGUGUGUGUGCGUGUGCGUGCGUGCGUGUGUGUGCGUGUGUGUGUGUGUGUGUGUGUGUGUGUGUGUGUGUGUUUAAAAUCAUGUUAUCUUCUUUUCUCCCACUCUUAGCCAUUUUCACAUCUCGGCAUUCUACUAGAGAGCAGUCGGCCUUGAAAACACAGAGGCGUGUAUUGACGUCGUAAAUCAUCCCCAUCCCGCAUCACGUUUAUGUUGUAGCUGAGUAGUAGCCUUCUAGGUUUUAGUUUGGACAAGUGUAGCCAAUGACCUGACUCUAGCACCAUUUUGGAAACUUCAUUUUAAACUCUUUUUUGUGUUUUCUAUGCAGAAUGGAGGUGGAUGGAGGAGGAAGCUGUAGAGCAAGGCCAGCUUCUGCCCUGCAGAAUUGGGCCUUUUCAGGUUGGACUUUGGGAAGACCCAGGUCUCUGAAGGGAGGAAGGCUGUGCUUUGCCUGCUGUUUGACAAAGACCAGACCAUAUGUGAGAAUAGGUUUGGGAGAAGCCAGGGAGUUAAUGAUACUAAAGACAAUGAAAUUGUGAUUUGGGGUUCUGAAGCUUUUGUAUUUAAGUUACAUUAUGAAUGUAAGACUUUGCUUUUUAUCUGUAUAUCUAAUGGGAAACAACUGCAUACUUGCACCUGCAGCCUCUAUGACUUCAGAGAUGAGUUUGAAUUUAACAGCAUUGGUGUAAUGAGUGAGCAGGCCUAGCCAACAGACGCUGUUGUGUUUAGAUGGUUUCUUUUGGGUGGCUUUUGAUUCUAGGCAGAGAUUCUUCAUAGUCCUUUUAAAAAAGUGGAUCAGGGAUCUCCUGUUAUGGCUUGAUUAUUCUAGAUACAAGGAAUGAAGAGUUUUGAUGAAGGAGAUCUUUGAAGAAAUACUGGCCAGAUGAAAAUUCUAUGCCAGGCUGUGUAAACUAAGAAUGCUACCUAGCCACAGAUCAUUGCUAUUCUUUGGUUCAUUGCGUGAAAAAAAAUAUACAUAUGCAUAUGUAUAUAUAUGCACACACGUGUGUGUGGGUUUUGUUUGUUUGUUUGUUUUGUUUUUUGUUUUUGCUAUGGAAAACAUGGUGCUAUAAAAAGAAUUAGUCUCGUUUUAAUGAAGCUUCUGUCAUGCCAAGUAGUCUUUAGGGAGAAGUCAGGUUCUUUUCAUUGAAAAGUCAUAGGGAAACAGAAGUUGUAUGGGUGCUGCUUGCCAAGAACAAGACUAAGCAAAACACUGAGGCAGUUACUAUUGAUGUACUGGCAAUAGAGGAAAGACUGUAGAGGAAGGAAUUUAUCUUUGGGUGACUUUGUGGUUCUUAAUCUGCAUGUUUGAACUGUCUGGAGUGCCUGUGUUGCUGUGCAAAAAAAGGAGCUCCUUGCUGAUCUAUAAACCAGUGAUUUUUCUUGGUAUGCAACUUUUAAAGUGACAUUUUAUUUCUCCUUGGUAUUUCCUGUGUGUGCAAGAUAGAUGUGUCAUCACGAUUACUAAAUUUAGGCUUAGUAUUUGUUGAGAUUUUGUUUUCCAUCCUGACCUUCCCAAAAGGGAAUGUGCCAUUUAGUUUGCAUCUGUGUCUGUGUGUGGAAUUGGCGAUUUGAUUUGGGAAAAUGGCUGUUCUUUUAAUUACUCUCAUUAAUGUCACAUAUUUUCUAAUCACAUGCACUCCCUUACUACAAAGGCUGUCUUAUUUGCUCUCAUAGCAGUUCUUCAUAGUAAUACUGUAGUUAAGUUUCUCAGAACUGUCAGUAGUAGACUAGAAAAAAACUGCUUCCUAGAGCCUAAAGAGCUCCUCCGUGCUGUAGUCUGGUCUUUGUACGUAGAUCAACAGUGAAUUUGGUUAGUUUAGAGACUUUGCUAUAUUAGUUCCUUCUGGUACUGUCUAUAGCUAUCUGCUGCGUCUGCUUUUAGGUCUGUGCAUAGGCCCUGGGCCUUCCUUAUGGGCUCUGCAUGAACUGCUACAUUAUUUUUGGGUUAGCAGAUACACCUGCUGGCUAGCAUGCAUCUUGUCCAAUUUCUGUAUAAAUAAGGCUUCUAAGCCAUGUCUGUCUCUCCUACCUUCAUACCUUCAAAGGGUGAGAAGUAGUAUUUGUAUAUUUAAAAUCAGCCUUGUAAACAUGGCUUUUUGUCUUUUACUUUUACUCUAAACUGUCAAGAAUAAAUGACAGUGGUAAGCAGGCUUGGAGCCUAAACUUCUGUAAAUCUCAUUCCUAAAAUUGUUUGACUUUUGUGUUGGCAGAAAUAAAUACCUGUGGAUUGUCUUUAGGGCUUUUAAUCAUAUACCUGUGUUGUUGGCUAAACUCUGGUGAAUCAUUAACCUAAAGCCACUGUGGCUUCUGAAGUAUCCAGUUAGGCCUUUUGGGUUUAGAAAAUACCUAAGUAUUAGUCUACUUUUCUUAUUCAUGAAUCAUUGUGUUUUUGUAUCUGAGACUCAGCAUCUUUUCUUUCUUGUAAAUGACUCUAGUGUUUUCGUUUAGUGUAUCCCACAUAUUUCUAUAUUAUUAGGUUCACCAGUGGUGAUAGAAAAAUGAAAAAAUCUCCAAUUGCAAACAGCAGUAGAUUUGAGUAUUGAAACAAUCAUGGUAAGAUCACUGCUGGGUUUCCUGAAGCCUUUGCAGCCUAAUUCCUUAUAACCUUUCACACUUGCUUCUAGAUAAAGGCAAUUGGAGGGUCCUAUCUAUCCUAGUAUGGUUGGAAUCUAAAUAUGUGCGUUUCCAUUAUUUUGGGAACUGAUUUAUUUUUUUAAAGAUUUUUUUCUUUUGUUGGUGAGUUAUUUUGAUACUCAUGCUAGGAAAGGGAGAAACAUCUUGAGAUUGGAAUGCCUAUUUUAUUCUCUCAGUUUGGGAGAAUUGAAGCAGUCUAUGCAAGCCACCAGGCAGUGAGAAAUAGCUCUCCACCAUCCCACUGAGUGUUCAGCCACUUGCACACCUCCCCAAGGGUCUUGGCCUUGAUGGUUUAGGAAACACUCUUGUUGUACCACACUGUCAUUUAUUUCUCAUCCCUCAGUGGGUGUAAGUUUGAAAGAUUAAUGGUACUGUACUCUUAGUUGAUGGAGUGGUCUAAUUCAGAAUUGUUUUCCAAGUGGGUGAGCUCUCCGUUUUAGUAUUUCUAAAGUUUUUAAUAUGAACUUGGCAAUGGAAAGAGGAGGGCAAUGAAUGUUUAAUAAAGAUCAGUGUCUGCGCUGUUCCUUCGAGUGUGGAUUCCUGUUUGUGUGAGGAGAAACUCCUGGGCUUUGUGUUGCCAUGUGAGCUGUGGAGAGGGAUGCUUGACAGCAUGUUCACUGAAGCCAGAGCAAGUGUGUCUGCCAUCAGGUAAUCUGGAAAUGCUAGUGGACAGUGCAGAGAGGUGAUUAGCUGAUGACCUUACUGAAAUCACUUGUAAAGCCAGAAGGGCUGUCUGGCCUGUGAACCUGAAGAAAACAGUGCAGCAGGCUCAUGUAGAUGUAUUUAGGGAUCUGAACUGGAAACUGACCUGUAUUACCUGACUUUCCACACAUAAAACUGUCCAUUUUCUUAUCAGACCAAAGAGCAAAAAGAAAAAAUGAAAAAGCGAAGUUACACUUUACCGGUUUUUGUCACUCAGGUACAAUUUUGUGGUGAGUUGUUUCUCUUCUUUGUUUUCGUCUGAUUUUUUGUACUGCUCAGCAUAUUGUUCUGCUGUUGCCUCUGUUCUCCGCGGGGCACCUCAGUUCUGGGUGCUGCUACUCCUGGGAUCUCUACUGCUGUUAGGUGAAUGACGACAGGAUGUAAGUGACCGUUAUCAUAAGGGCUCUUUGUAAAAAACUUCAAAAACUCAAAAAAAAAUUUUAAAGAAGGAUGUUGUAUACAUUUUAUAGUCUGGCUAUCAGUUUGAUACCUUGCUGUCAAGUAUGUUUCUCAAUCUGUAUUUAUCCAUCCCAUCAAUAAACGUUAAACGAUAAA